CUUAUACGAAAAAUCUUUGCGGAUUCCAUCUAAAUCUAAUGUUUCAUGUUACAUGCAUAAUAUAUAGGUAUAUAUAUAUAUAUAUAUAUAUGUUGUUUGCAUACCCUACCCUAGUAAAGUAACUAGUGCUGUCUGGCUGUCUCUGCUCUCUAGUCUCUACCAGUCUCUACUAGUCUACUGUCUCUAGCACUAGCGGCUAGCGGCUAGCGGCUAGCGGGGCUAACCGUAACCACAACCCUGCACAACCACGUGGUGACUGAACAUAACCUCGCGGUCACUUUUUGCCGUUUUGCGUUGUGAUAGUAAUAACUGGACUAACUGAAGCCUGAAGCCCUCAGUUCACCCCUUCGUGUGUACAUCUAGCGUUUCGUACAAUCGCUUUCAAACAGUUACUAAAGAAAAUGCUCAAGUGUGGAGUCUGUGGCUGUAGCGAUUUUUAUAAAGCGUCCGGUUAUUUCUUUUGUACGACAUGUCAAACGCAAAGCCAGGAUGUCGGGCAAGAGGUAGAGCUGGAACUGCCCAUAGAAAAUACUACGAGAUUGCGGAAAACGAAAAUCCAUCGUGCAAAAAGUGACAAAGCAGACGAGGUGCUCGGAUGGACGUCUUGGGAAUUAUAUAAUUUUGUUUUAAUUGGUUUGACAAACGAGCUUAUCGAACUUGGUAUAUCAGCUGAUAUAAAAAUAACAGUGUUGCAAUUGUGGGCACGAUAUCUGGGAAAACUAGAAAUAGCCUUUGUCUCCGCAAAAAAGAAGCCGAUACCAAAACUGGCCAGAAGAUAUAGAAAGAGGGAUGCUGAAAUUAUAUAUGGCAAAGUUUUGUCGCAAAAGAGAGCUAGGAAACGGAGAAAAACUGGAAGUAGCUUAGCAGAUUCUACAGCUUCUACCUAUCCAACCGAAGAAACUUCCUUAAGAGAAUUAAAUAGGAAUAAAAAACUUAUGAUUACUGCAGACUACGAUAGGUUUAUGCAAUCACAAACGGGCUCAGAAGGAGAUGUACUCAGUACAUUUAGUCAAAGUGUAUAUAGCGGGCACUCCAGUGCGGGACAAUCUUGCGAAAGUACGAGUACGAGGAUACAAUUUAAUUCCUCUGCUAAAGAGGAAACAAGUAGAAUAAAAAAUAUGGCAAAAAGAGUACCAAGCCACAAGCGCAACAAAUACAAACAAAGUCAUGUAACGACUCGGUAUAAAACAGGACCGGGAUUGAUUACACCUACAAAAUUAUGGGCAAUCUUGUAUCUGGCUUUAAGGAUUCACAAUCAGGAUAUACAUUUAGGUGAUAUGAUAAGAUAUGGGAGAGAAGGACAUUUAUCUUAUUACAGACUAGAUCGCUUAGUACCUCCCGAAGUAUCUUUAACAAGAAGUGAUAUGACGUUCCUGUCACGAGCUAUGGACAUAACGCACAAGGGUAUGAGAAGAAUUAUUGGACGGAUGGCAAAAUUUCUUGGAGUCACGAAAAUAAUUUGUCCAAAUCUUUUAUCCCUUGUUAAUCGAUAUUGCACUGAAUUAGCUCUACCAAAAAGUAUAUCAUCAUAUGCGGAAAGAUUAAUAAGUUUAUCUGCUCCGAAAAUGACGUUUGACAAAAAAUCUUGUAUUCCUACGUACGAAGGCCGUGCCAUGGCAUUCAUUAUUGUAGUACUGAAAACAUUACUGAGUUUGGAUGGUAUUACGGAAAAUGGAAUUAGUAAUGUUGCCGACAAGAUUAAUAGUGCACGUAAUGACGAAGGUAUCUGCGACACAAAGCUAUUCAGUUUUCGGGAGUGGCAGAAAUAUAUCGAGUGCAGAAGAGCCGUUUUAAUUAACGCGCACUGUCCUACCAAGUUAAAAUAUAAUCCAAACGUACCAGAUGUUAAUAGCUUGUAUAUUAAAUUUUUGGACUCUACUGGUUCUAAAACAGACAGAGAAGAAGCCGAGAUACGUACGCAUAAGCAUUUGAUGCCACGUGAUCUUGUUUAUGCAAUGAAACAGUGCAUUACCAACGUAAGUUAUACUGACUUACCAUUGAAUGAGGUAAAUGAAUUUUCUCCGACAUUAACGCCAAGUCACUCGUAUCUCGAACAAUUGUUGGAACAUCCACUAUACGAUCUUCCGAGUAUGCUUCGAAAUGACUUUUCGUCUGCAAAAAGUGGACAUUUGACAAAAUCAGAAUUUAUCUACAAGUUGACUUCGCAAUACGGUAUUCAAUUAGAUUCCGUUGAUUCAAAUUUGCACUUUGUUGAAAAAACUGUAUCACUUUUUGAGCAAACAAAAAUCGCCAAGGUGAAAGAUUUGAUGGGCACGAAUGCAAUAGAAGAUUUUUUGGAAGAGGAUGUGAAAUGCGUUGAGAGAAAGGAAGAUUUUAUCGAUUAUCUACAUAAAAAGAUACCGUGUCAAAUUAAAAUUGAUAUAAAGAAAAAGCAACACUACGACGAUAUUCGACGGAAUACAAUCACAGAUACGUAUGCGUGUGAAAAAAACACUUGUGCGUUAGCAACUGCAUCAGCUGAUGAAUAUAUAUUUAACGAGAUUCUCCCAGAUGGUAAAUUAUCAAUCCCAAGUAGAUGUCCAGCAGAUGAUGAAGAUAAAGAUGACGAUGACGAUGCACGUUUAAAAGAUAUUGUUCCUGGACAAACUUUAUCGGACGUAUUAUUGUUCAAGUUUUGUAAAGCGUACAAUACAGAUCUGUCGAGUACAGAAAAGAGAGCUAUAUUUAAAGAUUUAAGGCUAACGAAGAAACGGAAGCGCAAACUUGUUCGAGACGUGCAUGGUAAAUUUGUCAAGCAAAAUGAUAUUGAUCGUCUCAGUAUGGAAAGUCCAAGUAAAGGUGAUUAUUAUUACGCGGAAGAAACCGAAGAAACUGUAAGUAUUUCAGCAGAUACUUCCGAACGUGAGAAUAUACUACCAGAGAUGUCCGAUAUUUUAAAUUCGAGCACCAACGCAUCUGUUUUUGACACGUUGAUCAACAUGGAAAGCGGACGUGGCGUGGACGUGAAUCAAUCCAUCAAUGAGAAAUCUUGUAAAGCACUUGAAUCGCGUAUCGACGACGCUCUCUUUAUUUCGGAUAAAAACCCGACGUCACAACACACGGACAAUAUUCUCAGAUUGUUUAGACCUUUUAAAGAUUAUUGGAUGUAUCAUUGCAAUUUUAGCCGCGUGAAGCCAAAGACGUUCGACGUACUCGAGAAAAUGCUGCCGAGGAGUUUUCGAUGGUUAUUAAAUGAAUGCGCGAACGUCGUCGAAAUGUCAACGGCAGACCUGUAUGAAGAAGUGUGCCUGGUCGAAGCUUAUUGCGCGUACGUCUUGGAGCAAUCCAAGAUUUAUUCGUCGAGCCGGUCGAGCGCGACAAGGCCGACAAGUAAAAUUGAAACGUGCAACAACCGAGCGUACAUCAAUGUGAUUUUGAAGAAAUGGUAAAGCAAACGAACGAAAAAUAUCGUCACAUUUGACACGCGGUGUCAGAUCUCAUUGUCAGAUAUAUUCAACCUGGACGUCCUGGAAAUAAACUGGAAAUACAUUUAUUUUUAUAUCAAAUUUUUUUUCUUAUAACGUUGAAUUUUUUUCACAACGUUUGAUAUAAUUUGACAACCGUUAAUGCUAUCAUUUACUGUAACUUUACUCUAAAGACACCAUAAUAAUUACGUUCCGUAAUAAAUACGUGUCAGUUCAAAGUUCAAACACCCUACACACGGCCUACACACCUACACUAUGGAUCUUAAUUUUAAUAAAUAUUACAUUACAUGUAUCAGCAUAUAACUUUGUCUCUCUUACAUGACACGUUUUUUUUUUUUAAAUACACAUUACAUAUACUAUAUGUAACGUUACAAUCAAAAAUAUAAAAUUGAAUAUUUUAACUUGAAUUUGGAGUAAGUGUCAGCUUUAACAAUUAGAAAGGAGAACAGAGAGCUAGAUCGAUGCGAUUUCUGUUCUUUCGAAAUAAACGUGAAUUUCUUAAGUAUAUAUUCUCCAUCAUUUUUCAUCGUCUAGUUUUAGUUUGAUGCGCGUACCUAUAUUAUGGAAAAAAUAGAGAAUCGCAUGAUUAGGCUCGCAUGAUUAGGGCUCUCGGUCUCGGCCCGCUC
Messenger RNA from Temnothorax curvispinosus, 4051 nucleotides. It is a transcript of the gene TAF1B, whose product is annotated as TATA box-binding protein-associated factor RNA polymerase I subunit B. Gene Ontology annotation, cellular component: RNA polymerase I core factor complex; RNA polymerase transcription factor SL1 complex. Bases 402 to 3389 code for a protein of 995 amino acids. Gene Ontology annotation, biological process: RNA polymerase I preinitiation complex assembly; nucleolar large rRNA transcription by RNA polymerase I. Gene Ontology annotation, molecular function: RNA polymerase I core promoter sequence-specific DNA binding. The record is from RefSeq and is a predicted model, not a curated record. Lineage: Eukaryota; Metazoa; Arthropoda; Insecta; Hymenoptera; Formicidae. The transcript is spliced from 11 exons.